Messenger RNA from Trypanosoma rangeli, 345 nucleotides. RefSeq names its product putative 60S acidic ribosomal protein P2. Gene Ontology annotation, molecular function: ribonucleoprotein complex binding; protein kinase activator activity; structural constituent of ribosome. The transcript has a single exon. Gene Ontology annotation, cellular component: cytosolic large ribosomal subunit; ribosome. Bases 1 to 345 code for a protein of 114 amino acids. The record is from RefSeq and is a predicted model, not a curated record. Gene Ontology annotation, biological process: cytoplasmic translation; translational elongation. Lineage: Eukaryota; Euglenozoa; Kinetoplastea; Trypanosomatida; Trypanosomatidae.
AUGGACGCAAAGGUUGACACGAACGACACGCUGGCUUGCACUUAUGCCUGCCUUAUGCUCAACGAUGCGGGUUUGCCCAUCACGGCGGAGAGCAUCGAGGUUGCGUGCAAUGCGGCGGGUCUGAAAGUGCGCAACACCUUGCCCAUUCUUUUUGCCCGCUUUCUUGAAAAGAAGCCACUGGAGAGCCUCUUCGCCGCCGCUGCCGCGAAGGCCCCCGCCGAGGGUGCUGUAGCUGCCGCUGCGGCUGGCGGUGCUGCUCCUGCUGCCGCUGCCGCCGCCCCUGCAAAGGAGGAAAAGGAGGAGGAAGAGGACGACGAUGAUAUGGGCUUUGGUCUCUUUGACUAG